Cinara cedri is the source of this 18346-nucleotide messenger RNA. Lineage: Eukaryota; Metazoa; Arthropoda; Insecta; Hemiptera; Aphididae. The record is from the annotation of a GenBank genome assembly.
AUGCAAAGAGAUAAAAAACAAGAAAUUAACGACUCUAUGAAUAAAUUGCAAGUAGGUUUAGACAAGCUACUAACUACCGCGGAAGAAGUAAAAGUAAUGCAAAAAGAGUUAACUGAAAUUCGUCCAAUCAUAGAUGCAGCUAGAAUCGACGUAGAGAAAAUGGUUGUUGUUAUAGAAGCGGACCGAGUAAGUUGAAAUGUAUAAUAUUUACGGUCGAAUAAUAGAAGUAGGUACCAAUUAUAAUACCCAAUUUCACUAAAUAUGGUAAAAAAAUGUACUUUUUCUUCUCAGGAAAAAGCCGAAAUUAAAAAAUCCGAAGUAAGUGAAGUAGAAGAAAUAGCAGGUAAAAUUGCUGAAGAAACUCAACAACUAGCUAUGGAUGCGCAAAAUGAUUUAAGUAUAUGCAUUAUUUGAAUUUAAUAUUAAUAUUAGCUCUGAUAGUCUCUUACUACUAUUAUAAUGAGGUAAUCUCUAACUAAUGGCGGUGGUUUACAUAUUCGUCUAACUAAAUUGCAGAUUUACAUUGUUUGCAAUACAUUUGUAAUCAUAAAAGUUAAACAACAAUCAAGAGUGAAUACGCCACCUUUAAUAAUAUGUAUACAUGUUUAUCCAUUUUAAUUGAUUUUAUUGUAAAAUAUGUAAACAUUUCCAUAAUCUUAUUGGGUAUUAAUUAGAAUUACAUAAUUAUGCCAUCGCCAAUGGUUACCUCUUUUGAAGAUAGACUAUGUCUACAGUUCAGAUAUUAAUAGAUAAAAAAAAUCACGUGCCAUACUUAAUGCUAUUGUAAUUAUAUAAUUAGACAAAGCGUUGCCGAUAUUACUAGCUGCAGAAGAAAGUCUAAAAUCAUUAAACAAGAAAGAUAUAUCGGAAAUAAAAGUAUUAAAAACUCCUCCAGCCGAUGUUGUUUUAGUUUUAGAGUCUAUUUGUCUAAUGAAAGACAUAAAACCCAUUAUAGUCCCUGGCAAAAAACUAGGAGAGAAAAAAAACGAUUAUUGGGAACCAAGUCGUAACAUGUUAGCGGAUCCGGCAAUUUUUUUAAACUCUUUACUAAGUUACGACAAAGAGAAUAUAACAGAGGCAAUUAUAAACAAAAUCGAACCAUACAUACAGAACCCUCGUUUUCAACCUCAAAAAAUAGCCAAAGUAACUUGCAUUUAAAAAAAAAGAAAUAAGAAAAUACUACUAAGUUGUUAUACAAUUUUUACGGAAUUGUACUAUAUUUAGGUAUCUACAGCCUGUACGUCUUUGUGUUCGUGGGUACACGCAAUUUAUAAAUACUAUUUCAUAAAUAAAGAAGUAAUCCCGAAAAAAAUUGCUUUGGCGGAAGCCACAGUAAGACUCCAAGAAGCAAAUGAUGAGUUAAAUUCAGCUCAACUACAGAUGAAAGAGGUCAUGGACGGUCUCGACGUUUUAGAAAGAAGUUUAAACGAGACUAUGAACAAAAAAAACGAGUUGGAAGCCAAAAAUCAGCUUUGCAUAGACCGAAUGGACAGAGCUCUGAGGUUGGUCGGCGGUCUCGCAAAUGAACGAAAACGCUGGGUAGAACUCAUAAUCGACUAUAAAGUACUCUUAAGUCUAUAACAAAUAAUUUUUUUGCUAGAAUAUUACCGUAUUAUUAUUAUUAUUUUCCAUUUAAAAGGAAGUAUUGAUUAACCUCGCGGGUGACAUACUGAUAAGCGCUGGGUCACUGGCGUACUUGACUGUGUUUACAGACAAAUAUAGAAAUAGUUUACGAACCAAAUGGUUAAAGAUCAUCGACAAUAACCACGUCUCUCGUUCUAAAAACUGUAGUAUUAUAUCGAUUCUCGGAGAUGUGGUUACAAUCAGAAACUGGCAAAUGGCCGGACUGCCACGGGAUAAUUUCAGUACUGAAAAUGCUAUACUCAUGUUUAAUUCAAACCGCUGGCCGCUUAUAAUCGAUCCUCAAGGACAAGCCAAUCGAUGGAUUAAAAAUUUGGUAAGCAGUUGGUUUAAUUAUAUAAUGCAAUUUUAAUAUUUGUCUACCUAUUCUUACUAUACAUACUUUAUUUACAACAAUUUCAUUGAAUCAAGAUCAUCCACCAGGUGAUAUUAUUAUUAUUUUAUAUGCAAGAAUGAUCCUAAAUUAAUGAAUAUUUCUAAAUUAAAUAUAACAUUAUGACCCUUCGAUAAUAUCACCCCGCUUAUCAUAUAUCAAUUCAUUAUUGCUACUGUUUUGAAAGAGUUUGAAUGCCACAUAUAACGUUUUCAUUGUUGAGUUCACGAACCGUUCGACUUACUGUUUCAUUGAAAAUAAAGAUGUUGAGAAAAAUGGAACCCUCCAAAUAGUUCCUUUAGUUUUGAAAUACAUCGAAGUCUGGAAGACUUAAAUCCGGUUAAUAUGAUGAAAGACUGAGAUGCUUUCAUCUGUAGUUUUCCAAAAGAGCGAUAACUGAUACUCUGAAAUGUGACCCACGCAUUACCAUGCAAUUUGCACACGUCAUGUUGCAACAUUCCAGGUUUCAAUUUUUUUCCAAAAAAUGUUUUAUAAUAGAUUUUAGUUACAUUGUGGCUAAUUGGAAUUCUAUAGGUGAUAUUUAAUUCAUACAUUAUAUAGGCUAAAAUCAUAUUUUGUUUUACUAUUGAAGCAAAAGUAAGCCGAAAAUUUUUUUUACUUUCGUUAUUGCUCUCGAAUAUCAUUACCCUUCAUUAAACUAACUAAAAAUGUAUAAACGUGUUUGUUAGACAUUAUGUUCCAAAUUGAUAUUAAUUAUGUAUAUGCUAAGUUUGCUAGAAGGCUAAAGUGUACUCAACAUUAUUUUUAGGACAAUACCCAUAUUGCUGUUAUAUUACAGCCAAUUUCAAAAUGAAAUACAUAGUUUUUCAAACUGGGAGGGGAAUUAUAAAUACCACGUACAUGUUAUAUCAAGUAUAUUCAUAUAUCAUGAAUCAUGUAUAUGAAGAAUGUAUUGGUUUAAUUAAGAUUUUUUUAUUAUUUUUUUAUACUGUACAUAAAAAUUCUAAAUUUUCAGAAAAUUUAAGCCAUUUUUGGGCUAUUUAUAGAUAUUUUAAUUUUGAGAGUAUUGUACAUAAAUUUUAUUCGGUAGGUACUCUGAACUAAAACUUUUAGCUUAACAGAAAUGUUUGUAAAUUUAACAGGAGAUUCAUUCAAGAGUCUUACUUUGUGAUCAAAAAAAAAAAAAAAUAUUAAGUUUAAUGUAGUAUUUUGUUUUAUAAAGGAAUUUUAAUAUCAAAUUUUGAUGAAAAUUGUUUGAGUAAAAAAUUAUGGGGAACAAAUCUAAUUUUUCAAUUAAUUUUUUUAUUUGUAAUAUAUAAUAAUUAAUAUUUUUAUGUAUAUAGCCGACUUAAGAACCAUGGUGAAGUCAGAAUUGAAUGGACUAACUAAAUUUUGAAACUAAAACUCUUUGAAGUUCUAAUAUUAUGUGGAUAUUAUAAUAUUUAUUACGUUAUGUUAAAUAAUUCUGUAUUGCAAGCUUUUGAUUAUGUUUGUCAUAGUCGAAUGGUUGAAUAUGUCUAUUAUCAUCCUUAGGAUUGCGAAUUUAAUCCCUUGUUUCGAAAAAAAUUCUUUCCUUUUACCUAAAUAAAGAAAAAAAAAUGCAAUUUAGGUGUACCAGGAACCCUAUCGCUUGCUCGGGCUAUUUUAAUCGAAAAAUACCUCUUGAUUUGUUGUGGUAUCUUUUCUACUAGAAAUCUUGCUCUGGUGUAUCAAGUGUAGCCUAUUUUCUGAAAGCAAAUUUUAUCUUUAUGAUAAUUUAAGGUGGUCAUUUUUGAUUUUCCCUAAAGCUUUCCAAGCAAAUGUGAACAAUUUGGAAAAAAAACACGGGUAAACGGGGAAAAACGCAGAAAAAACUGGAAAAUCGAUAUAAUAUUAAAUAAAUAUUAUUAUAGAAAAUAUAUAAUGCCUAUUUAAUUAUUUGACUAUAAUAUGAUAUGUAUAUUGUUGACAAAGCAUCACUAUCAACUGAACUGCACUCAGAAUCGGUUUUUCGUUAGCAAUAGUUUAUCAUUCCUCAAAGAUUAAAUACCUAUGAUAGUGGCUGCACCCGUCUACAUUAUCCUACGACGUCUUUUUUUUUAUUUUAAUUUUUUUUAUACUCUAAAAAUUCUACCAGAAAUCUUGCUCCAAAAUGUUAAGUAUAGCAACUUUCCUGGUAAAUCUUUAUUUUCAAAUUUAUUUUUUGUUUUUAUUUAAAUUUUUUAUUCUUAAAAAUAUUCGUAGAGAUUUGAAAUUUUAACAGAAAACUUAUAUUUACUUUUUCUAAACCUUGUAAAAUUUUUAAAACUUACUAGCCAUUUUGAGUUAUUUAUAGGCAUUUUAAUUUUGGUUCUUUUUAUUUACUUAAUUUUUAUUUGGUAGGAUAAAAUUGUUAGUCCAUAUAGAAAUGCUUGAAAAUUUAACAGGAGGUUCAUUAUAAAUCAUACUUUAUGCCAAAAAAAUGAGUUUAAUGUAAAAUUGUUUUCAUAAACAUUUCAAUAUCAAUCUUUAUUAAAAUUGUAAAUAUUAUGGCCUUUCAAAACAUGAAUAACCGAUCUCCAUUCAGAAUCAUUUAUUGUCAGCAAUGAUUAAUCAUUGGUACAAUAAUUCGUAUCAUUCGUACAGGUAUACAUUAAAUUCCCCUUUAUGUCUUAUCUUCCUGACUUUUCACCUACACCAGUGGCUCAUCCAUCGUAUGAAGUAUAUCCGUCUUUUUUAAGUCUUUAUAUAUUGUUAUAUAUUGUAUAUUUAUAUAUUGUACUUCCAAAUUUUAAUUUUCAAAUGGUAACCUAGGUACAUUAAAAAUAACAUACGAUUGCAAAAAGUUUUCCUUUUCCUAAAAAGAAAUCCUCCAACCCAUAGAGGAUAUUUAUCCAGACAUGUAUAUAGGUAAAACACUAAUAUUCGCUUUAAUGAGUUACAACAGUUUAAAGUUUAAACCGGAGGAAUAAGGUAUUUAUUAUCUAAAAAUUAAUAUGAAAUGUUUAAAUUCCCUAAAUUACAGACGGUACUUUCAAUAUUAAUGUUUUGUCCGCCAAAAUGUAUAGAAAAUAUCCUUUAUUUGAAUCUAUGUUGGGUAAUUACUAUUUGAAAAUUUAAAAAUCCAAUGUGAAUACUCCUUUCAGGUAUAAGGAGUAGGAUAAGAAAUUUAAAUAUUUUUAAAAUAAAGCUCAAAUGAUUCCAUAAUUAUCAAAAAAAAAAAAAAAAUCAAAUUCACUUAAAAUUCUUCAAAAUAAUAAUAAUAAUAUGUAAUAAAAUAAUUUAUGAUAAAUUAUUCACUAUCAGUAUUGGGGAUUUAUUUAAAACUGUAAAAAAAAAAAAAAAAAAAAUUGAAAAAUGUUGAUUACAACAAAAUAAUAGUUUAUUUCUAAAUUUACUUUUUAUAACCCAAGUGUAGAUAUGAGUGAUGACUAUGCACUAUUUCACUUGCCCAAACCAUUUUUAUGAACCAUUAGUUAUGAAGUUAUUGCUAAAAACACACGUGGUCGAAAUGGUGAAAUGUUCGAAGUUCGAUUUCUACCAUUUUUGAGUAUGCCAAUAUUUUGAGGAAAAUUUAAACGAAUAUGCGGUCUGAUUUCCAAAUUUUGUUUGUGCACAAAAAUGUAUUCAUAAUCUUUAAAACGCAUGUAACUAAAAUAAAACUGAACAGGCUGUUCCUCUUUAUUAUUUGCUGCCCAAUCACAUUUUUUUUUUUUUUUAACAAUAACGUAAAAUCUAAUAGUCUGUACAAUUUGGAAUCAGCCUGUAAAAUAACACAAAUUAUUUUCAAAAUCACUAUGAUAUUAAACACAUGAUUUGUUCAUAUCUCCAUGAUUGAGCCUUUGAUCUGUCACGUUUAUUAUUUUAGUGUGAAUAAACAAUCUCAGUUUGCAAUUAAAUAUUAUAAAUCACUAAUAAGAAAUUUAAACGUAAAAAUGUAAUAAUAAUUAUAAAUAUUUCAGGAUAAAACGUCGAUGAAUAAAAUGAUAGUAUGCAAGUUGACUGAUAAAUAUUUAUUACACGAUUUGAAUAAUGCUGUACGGUAAGCUAUACGAUGUUUAAUACUAUUACUGUAUAUUUUUGGUUUUUUGUUUUUAAAUUCGGAGUAUAGUGAAGAAUCUAUUUGUUUUACUAAGAUAUAUGUUUUUUUCUGGAUAAUACUUUUUUAGUUAGUAAAAAUGUUCCAAAAUGUGCACACAGUACCACAAAAGGCGCGGAAUUUUCGUUCUGUAAUACUUUAUUUGAAAUAUUUAUCAAAAAAUUCAGUAGUUCACUCCCUAUUCUCUAGGUUCUUUUUUUAUUUUUGUAGAUUUCUGAGUUUUCUUGUUACAAAAAAAAAAAAACAAAUAAUACUACUUUGCUCAAAACCAUUUUAUCGUUUGCAAUGAUUUAUCGUUGUAUACAAUAUAUAAAUUAAUAUUUAUAUGUAUUCAUUAAUAACAGUGGCCUACCCAUGAUCAGAACCGAAUUUUUUUUCUAUUUUUAUAGCAUACGGUUUUGUGAUUACUUGCAAUAAUAUGUAUUAUAGUUAUGAAAAUGAAGUAACACAAAAUACAGCACAAUAGAAUUAAAUAAAAUAUAUACCUAGUAUAUAUAAUUAAGGUAACAAAUAUACAUAAAACUUGGUAUCAAAGUUCCAGGCAUCAGACUAUCAGAGAUCUAGUUUUCUCAAUCAAAAAAUGAAUGUGCGUUGGAUUGUGAGACAAUGGAUUCUGGAUCCUUGAUAGGAACGGCUUGGGCAUACGAAAGUAAUGUGGUUGAUAGUCUGUUCCUACAAUCAUAUUCUAGUGAAUUUCUAUUUUCCUGUGCAAGGAAUCUGCACAAUUACCAUGGAAUGUACAAACUCCAUUAAGCGUGUACAAUAGGUCACGUAGUAGGUCAAAACCUGUGGAUGUAUAACUAGAGUUAUUGUUCUCCGGAGAUUUUUGUUCUUUAUCGCGUCUACCAAUUUUUGUUCCCAGUUAACGAUUUUUUUUUCAAUGUUACGUAUUUACAUUAUAGAUACGGUAAAACGUGUUUGAUCGAAAACGUCGGGACCGAACUGGACCCGGCAUUGGAUACAUUGUUUUCACGUGCAACUUUCGUCCAAGGAGGCAUCACCGUAAUACAAAUCGGUGACACGACCGUACCGUACAAUAAUAACUUCCAAUUGUUCAUAACCACCAACCUACCGAACCCGCAUUAUUUACCAGAGGUCUCGAUAAAAGUAAUGUUGGUAAAUUUCACUCUCGUGUCCAGCGGUCUGAUGGAUCAACUACUGUCUAUCGUCGUGAUGCAAGAAAGACCAGAUCUUGAAGAGCUUAGGUCAGCGAUCGUCAUCAGCACGGCUCAAAUGAAAUCAGAUUUAAAAGAUAUACAGGAUCGGUUAUUAAAAAGACUAACUUCGGCUGAAGGAUCGCCAGUAGAUGAUAUUGAACUGAUAGAAAUGUUAGAAACGUCAAAAUUGAAAAGCGCAGAAAUUUUAGUAAGUUCUCUGGUAUAGCAAAUACUAUAGGUAGAUACUAUAUUCGAUCAAUUAUUGGUUUUAGGAAAAAGUCGAAACUGCCGAAGUAACUCAAAAAAAUAUCGACGAGAUACGAACUUUAUACAUACCAGUAGCGAAUCGUGGUCAAUUGCUAUACUUUUGUUUGGCCGGACUUCCGUCCGUUGAUCCUAUGUACCAAUACUCGUUAGAGUGGUUCGUGGCGUUGUUUAUAUCUAGUAUUCAAGUGACCGAAAAAUCGGGUACUUAUCUAUAUUUUUCAACUUAAAUUAUUUUUUUUAAUUUUCAUACAUUCUUAUACGAAAAAACGCGAAUAAGUAAAAAAAAUUUCAUCACCGGGAAAACCCUAAAUAAUAUUUACGCUUAACACCUAUAUAACAGAUAAAUCUCGUACUACCACUAAAGUUUUGUCAUCGUCCCAUGAUUUAAUUAUUUUCGGCUUAUCCGUCUUAUCCUAAUAACUUAUACUCUGUUCAUCUCUCGUUCGUCGAUCACCUUGUCCUCACUAAUUCUUCAUGGCUAUUCGUAUUUGGUGAUGAUUUCAAUUUUUCGGAUAUCUCCGGGUCUAACGACAAUUAUGGUCUUUGCUACUUAUCCUCCUCUUCUAUCUCAAAUCUUAGUCUCCCUGAAUACUUUCCGCUGCAUGAUUUUUAUCAAUUAUCUUUUAUAUUAUAUAAGUAUAUAUACUUAUAUAAUUAGGGAAACAGUCCUCACUAAUUCUCCGCCAUUAAAAGUGUCCUCCGUCUCUGUAAUUCCUCCUGAUAUUUCCCAUUCUUCCCCCUUUAUCUCAAUUGAUAUUACUAUCCUUUCCUUCCUAUUUUUCCCAACCGUGUGUUAUUAAGAUGUUUUUCGUACCUAAUUCAAAUCUAUCUCCGACUUCUUCAACUCUUUCAAUUGGGAUUUUACUCAGUAUUCUUAUGACGCAGAUGACACUAUAACUGUGCUUCUCAAUGCCCUUCACUCAGCUACAAUAUCUUUCGUACUACAGGUCACUCACAGCCCCAGUAAUUUCCCACCAUGGUUUCCCUCCAUAUCAAGAGCCUCGUUCACAUUGAAAACCGUAAUCACUGAAUCUUUAUUUGACACCGAUCUUUUUCAUAACUUUGUGCCAAUGUAAAUUCCUGUCAAGAAAUGUUAUCGCAAAUUCAUCUGCGGCACUGAAUUCGAUCUCAAGCUUAAUUCACGUUCUUUCUGGUCUUUCGUUUAUAUAUAUUGUUCCUUUUCACCCAUUUCCUAUUGUCAUUUACAACAGUGUUUCCAGUUAAACUAUACCGAUGCUGCAAAUCUCUUUGCCAAGUAUUUUUCUUUCGUCUAUUCCAUCUCAUAUUCUCUUUCUUCUCUUCCACUAAUAAACAUUUCCACUUCCUCUUUCCUCCCAAAUCAAAUCCAUAUCACCAUAAACGAUAUCUUAAAUACCUUGUUCAUCUUCCACAACUUAAAGUUAAUAUUUAUAAUUCACGAAUAUUUUAAAAUCAAAAAGAUUGAAUAAUAUUUAAUAAAUAUAAAAUGGGUAAUAACUCAAUUUCGUUAGAAAUUGGAUAAAUCCCCUUUCUGAAAUUAGUGAUUCAUAUAUUAUACAUAUAUUAUAUAUUCAAUGAUACAAAACAAUAUAUUUUAUACUUAUACUAGUACUACUAAUAAUACAUUUUAUUAAUAUAAUAAAGUACAAAAUAUUAUUUUUUGUAAUCGAGAUAACGAAAAAAGCGUCUUUUACAAAAGUACAAUCUACUUUAUAACGAAUUUAUGUAAACUGCACUACAGCAUUACGAAAAAAAAAAGAUUUCGAAAGGAGGGGCAAGCGAAUAGCACUGGAUUGAAGUGAUAAAAGUUGGUUUGAAUUUCAACAUGAGUUUCUGCACCACGUUGAAGGAGGAUGGUUUUUUGUUUAGUUUUGGACAUCCAUACAUACCCCUAAAUGAAACCAGGAAGUUACGAAUAGAAUUUUAUACAUAUAUAACCUUUCAGAGUUGUUAACUAACAACCUCCUACUCCUAACAUUUUUAUGCUUAAAUAUCUCCCUUUUUUAAUUGCAUAGUAAAUAGUUGCAGUAUAGUAUAUUAUUACCCCUGUGUAGUACUUAUUAUUAUAAUAUUUGGUUAUUUAUUAUUGUUUUACAAAGAAUAUUUCUAGAGUACAAAGUAGGCGUAGAGGAAAAUUGCCUCGGAGUAAUAAAGCACUGCUUUUUACGGGUGUUUUUUUUAGUAUAAAACCGACUGAAUUAUUUUUUAUUUAUGAAUUUAUAGAUAUUAUUAGCCAGCGUGUUGAAAUUAUAAUUAAUCACUUCACGUUUAAUUUGUACUGUAAUGUAUGCCGAUCGCUUUUCGAACGGAAUAAAAUUCAAUUCGCCAUACUGUUGUGCGUGCGGAUUAUGAUCGAAAAUGGAAAAAUAUCUCUAAACGAAUGGACAUUUUUCUUAGUCGGCGGAAAUCCGCUUAAGGUUCGCCGAUGGUGUAAUACAAACAUAAUUAAAUCAUAAUAUUUAUAAAUUAUAAGUUUCAAUGUGUAUAGAAUAUUGAAAAUCCGGCGCCUCAGUGGCUUUCUGACAGAACGUGGAAUGAAAUUAUGGCGUUAGAAUAUCUGCCGAAUUUCGUAGAGUUCGUACGAUUGUUUCCGACAAAAGCAACGUCAUUUAAAAAGAUUCUGGAUUCGCCAGAACCUCAUAAGUGCAUUCAAUUUACAUAGUUUAUAAUGAUAUAUUAAUAGAUCUGAUACCAAAAAUAACUUUUGUUCUGUUCAAAUUUUAAAGUUUUUUUUACUUCUAACAAUUACUAGAGCUUAAUUGAACUGUGAUUCCUCUAUUUUAUAUUUUUUAUUAAACUAAACAUUAAAACUUAAAAUUUUCCAAAUUGUUUUUCGAAAUCCAAUAUUGUAAUUUUAUAAAUAUAAUUCAAAACAAAAUGUACAAACCUAACCUAAUAUAAUGUAAUACUAACGUUAGUGUAACAAAAUGUAUUUAAUAAUCAUGAAUCAAAAAGUUUCUAUAAUUUGUUGAAGUUUACAAAAAUUAUUAACAAAAUCAUUUUUCAUGGACAAAUUUGUGAAUCAUACCUAUUAUUUAGUAAUGGCAAUAAAAAUAAUUUAAAUUAUCAUUUCCUUCAAAAAAUUAUAGAAAACUAACUAUUGAUAAUUUUAAAAUAUUUUUAACAAUAAAGUUUUUUUUUAAAAAUAUACUUAUAAAAUUGCUAUCUUGAAUUUUGUAAAAAAUACAUUUUUAAAAAUAUAAAUUUUUUUUUAAGUCUUAAAACAAAUAUAUAAAAUAUAAAGACUCAAGUAAUCAUUACAAGGGAAAAAACUUAAAAAUUUGAACAGAACAAAAGUUGUUUCAAAUGUUAGAUCUUCGUGUUAUGUACAAGCCUGUAAUGUAUAAUAAGCAAAUAAGCAAUUUGAUUCUAUAUACUAUUUUUUUUAAAGAGAAAUAUUUCCGGAUCCGUGGCAUAAGGUUUUCAAUCGCUUCCAGUUAUUAAUAAUCCUCAAGUGCUUUAGACCGGAUAAAGUAUUGAACGGACUCCAAGACUUUUUGAUCGAAAAUCUCGGUUCGCGUUACGUUGAACCGCAGUCGUCCGAUUUGGCCGAAAUGUACAACGAUUCUUCGCCGACGACCCCGUUAAUAUUCAUUUUGUCCGUAGGCACAGAUCCGGCUGCCGAGUUGUAUAAAUUCGCAGGCAGAGUAAUAAUUUAACCAUACAUAUCAUAUAAUACAAAUAUUAUUCGUAUAAUAUUUAGAAACAUAUUUUAUUAACUCAAAUGACUCAAAAAUAAUUCGAUAUUGUGUUGUGUUUAUUUAGAUGAACAUGGCCAAGAGAUUAUUUGUAAUUUCACUAGGCCAAGGUCAAGGACCUCUUGCAGAAAGUUUGUUCAACCAAUGCAUGGCAAGCGGUUCUUGGGUCUUCUUUCAGGUUAGUUUUUCAACACUUUUUUUUUCUGUGUGUGAACCAAUUUUCUACCAGAAAACUUUCUCCAAAGUAUGGACUACAGCACCUUUUCUGAAAGGUAAUUUUCUCUCAUUGGUGCAUUGAGAAAGUUAGAUUAGGGUUUGAGAUCAUUUCGACUUUCCAAGGGGUUUUCAAAAUAAUCCGGAAAAACCUGAAAUAAAAGUAUAGGUAAAACGACAAAUAUUUACGGCGCGCUGUUUUCAUUGUUUUUUAAUUUUUAUUUACGAUGUUUUCUAUCAUUUCUCUAUUUCAACAAUGACACAAGAUGGAUUUUAUUUCUUAUAAUAUUUCACCACUAACCGAGUAGGUCGUUUUUUUGUAUCCAAAAUAGUAUUCCUAAUAAUUGGGAAAAACCAAAAAAUUAAUUAAUAUUUCUGGCUACGUAACGUCCCGGUAUAGGGUUCAUCAUCCUGGCACCCGUACUUUGGAAUUUUAAAACCGAAACAUUAUUAUUAUUUAGUAAGAAAUUUGUAAUUAUUUUUAACCUGUUUUCGAAUCUGCAAAUCUAAAAUGCACCACACAACAUAGAUAACCAAUACAAUCACAAUUGUUUUUCAGAUUUACGUUUUAAAUUGAUGAGUAUUUUUUUGGGCCAAAUAAAUUUUAUUCACAUAAAUCAGGAAUACAUUGAAUUUAGUGAUUAUUACUUUUUCAUUGAAACUUUGUGAAAACGAUGAAAAUUUAAGACCGAUUUAAUCUAAAAUACACUAAAUUAAUUAAUCGCAAUUAAAAUUAUCGGUGUUAAAAGUUAAUCAUGAUAUUGUUACUGAACACUUCGAUGUUAUUGACGAUGUGAGCACAAAAAUUAAAAAUGCUAAAUGAAUAAAAAUUAUUGAGAAAUUAAAAGCAGCAUUGGUCUAUAUAUAUAUACAUGUAAGAGACAGCCAUAGCUUGAAAACUCAGUUAAAAAUUUAAAAAGGAAGGCAAAGUUGGAAAUCGUCUUCAAAACACACUUAGAGAACACUUUUAUAAGCUUGUUGCAUUUUAUUUGUAUAAUGCAUACGGACAAAAGGUGCAAUUAUAAUAAAAAUUGUUUAUCUUAUUAUUUACAGUUAUGAGCUAAAUUCACAUUCCUUUUAAAUUUACAAAAAACCAUUAACAAAAGGAUCAAUAUUAGCUAUACUCAUUAAACGAUGAAUUGGUGCAUUUAAUACUAACUGAUUACUUGCUAAAGACGAAUAAAACAAAUUAACAUUUCUUAAAUUAAUUUUAGGAACCUUAAAACUGAUUAGUUUUAAUCAUAGAUAAUAAAUCGGACAUUUAAUUAAAUUAUUAGGUUAAUUUAUAUAAGAAAAAUAAAUUUGAUUUUUUUUCUUCUUAUUUGUAAAGGAUUUAAAUUUAAUGACUCAUAAGAUGUGUGCAUCUCUCUCUAUAUAUAUUAUAAUUAAUAGAAACAAAUCUUAAAAAUCGGUGUUGGACAGAUUAUAUAAUAUUAAUUAAAGCGAAACACUCGAAUGAACUUCAAAAUCGACAACAAAUGAAAAUAAUAUACCUUGUUGAUGAUAAUUGUUAACGCUCACCGUGGUUAACAAUUAUAAUUGGCUUAUCUGUGUGAAUCGUAAUUAAGGUCUGUUAACGGUGAUUAACAUAGUUAAAGAAAUCAACCCUUAGUUGCUAAACUAUGCUUAUUAUCCGAAUGGUUUUUACUAAUAAAUUUAGGUUGGUGUUUUUCUCGUGUUUGGGAGAUUUUGCAUACUCGGAAACAAAGGUUAUAAAUAAUUACAAAUUUCCUACUAAAUAGUAGCGUUAGUUUGGUUUCAUUUGAACAAGUUUAAGAUGAUUCGGGUGCCAGGAUGACGUCAUUUCAGCACCCGGAAAAUAAAAAAGUAUUUUUCUUGACUUUGGGAGGGAUUACAAAGUUGGAAACAAAGGAAACAAUUUCAAAUUGCUUACUAAAUAAUGGCGUUGGUUCGGUUUUAGAGUGAGAGUGCCAGGAUGACGGAUCUUUCGGUUUAAUUAUUUUAAUAUAUUUAUGAUCGAUUUCAUUCCUUUUAAUACAUAACCAUUGAUAGAUAAAGUUGUUUUUUGACAUCUAAAAUAUUUUUUAGACUUGAUAUUUUACAGAAAUCUUAUAUUUUCGUAAUCAAAUUGCUAUUUAUAGACAUUUUAAUUUUGCGAGAUUUUACGUAAUUUUUAUUUGGUAAGUAUUCCAUGGAUAAAAUUUUUAGAUUGAACAGAAAUUAACAGAAAUUUAACAAGAGGUUUAUUGUAAGUCAUACUAUGUGGCCAAAAAAAAUAAAACAUUGAAUUUAAUAUAGUUUUUUUAUUUUAAAUUUCUAUAAGAAUUAUUUCAAUAUCAAAUUUUGAUGAAAAUCGUAAAUAUUAGGUACGAUACCUUUUCAACAUGUAUAACAAAAGAUAAUUGAAUGCAUAUCUAUAAGCAAUGAUAAACCAUUGCUAACAAAAACACGAUUCUGAGCUGAGUUCAAUUGAUAGUGAUGCUUAAGUGUUAAAUGAAGAAAUAUAAUGUAAACAUUAAUAUUUAAAAGAAUGUAUUGAAAUUUAAUUCUAUUCUAUUUUAAUAUAGUUUGGUCUAUAAUAAUGCUUUUUCAACAAUGUGCAUUUCCAUGAAAACAAUAAUUGUUAAAAAGAUUAUUAAAAUAAUAAAAACUUAAUAAUAACAAAAAAUAAAUAAAAACGGUUGCCAAUGACAACCUUAUUUUUAAUCUUAUAAUAUUUUUUAACUCAAUGAACCACCAGGUUUUCUUCAUUAUCUCGAAUAUAAAUGGGAAUUUCAAAGAAUCACCUUUCUAAAGUACCGCUCAGAUAACAUUUCUUUUUAGAAAAAGUGCUAUACUUGACAAUCGGAGUGAGCUUUCUGGUACAAAAAGUGUUCACAUAAAAAAAGAAACAAACAUCAUUGUAAAAUCAAUACAUUCCUUACUUCGCUCAGAAUCUAAAAUUUAAAAUCGAACCGAAAAGAAACUAAAACAGAAAAAAACAUAAAGUUUACAAUCCCUGCUUGAAAUAUAAUUGAACUUUCCACUAAUGUUUAACAUUUCAAAUACCUGUGUCUUUUAACCCGAGAUCCCUCAGCGUGUACAUACUUUCUUUGUAAUUUAUAAUACUCAUACGUACAAAAACUACUAACAUACAUCAUACAAACUUUAUUUUAAUAUUGAUACUUACGGAAGAGACAAUGUUUAUGAGUUGAUUGUCUAAAAUUAUAUUAAAUGGGUGGAAUAAAAUAAUAGAAUCUACGUCUAUAUAUAAAACAGGGUAACGUGACGUCAGAACUCCGCGUAAAUUCUACUACGCUGCAUUCUGUCACGUCUGGACGCUGCAAGAAAAUCGUACUUUAUACAAUAAUAAUGAAUCCAUAAUUACUCUAAAUAAAUUGUAAAUACAUAGAACUGUCAUCUGUCACCGAGCUGGAUGCCUCGUCUGGAAUUCAUCGUGGAAACGAUAGACCCGGAAAAAGUGCAUAAAGACUUCCGAGUGUGGCUGACGUCCAAUCCGUCACCGGUAUUCCCGGUGUCUAUACUGCAAAACGGUGCCAAAAUGACCGUGGAACCACCGCGUGGUAUUAAGGCCAACCUGUUACGCGCGUUCGUGGCUGGUCCGGCAUCAGAGUACGCUAGCCAGAUGGCUGUCAACGAAAAUACCGGAGACGAAGCCGUCACAUUCAAGUGGCUACUGUUCUCGUUGUGCUUAUUUCACGGCGUGUUGUUGGAGCGCCGUAAGUACGGUUCACUCAGUUUCAAUGUUUCGUACGAGUUCACAGACGGCGACCUGCGAAUAUGCGCUGAUCAACUGCGCGCGUUCUUGUCCGAGUACCCGGGUGGCACCGUUCCGUACGAUGUGCUCGUUUACACGGCUGGUCACAUCAACUACGGGGGCCGGAUCACCGACGAUUGGGACAGACGGUGCUUGAUGAAAGUGCUCGGUGAUUUUUACCAACCGAUUGUUGUUCAGGCCGGGUACAUGUUCGACGCUGGCUCAGGCCAUUACCGGCAGCUGGCCGCCGACGCCGAUUACGAUGAUUAUAUUAAUUAUAUCAAGACGCUUCCGGUCAAUGACGACCCGGGCAUUUUUGGUCUCCAUUCCAACGCUAACAUCACGUACGCCCAGGCUGAGACGUUCAGGUUGGUAAAAUUUUUAACUAUGCUUCGAUUCGAGAAUUUCAGUGUUUAUUGCAUCAUUUAUUUAUGUAUUACUUAAUUCUUAUGUUAGCUAAAUUAUUAUUACCCAUCAAAUAAAAAAAAAAGGUAAAAAGUUAAAUACAAAAAAACAAACGGACAUACUUCACAAGACAUAAGGGCCACUGUUGUAAAAUUUGGUUUAUAAUCGUAAGAAAUAAUUCUUUAAGUACUAUUAUUUUUGUACUUAUUUCCGAUAAUAUAUUGGUUUUACUAAUGAUGAUUGAUUUUCCCAGGAGUUUUUCCAACAAAUAGAAAAACUCGGAGUAACAUGGGAAAAACGGAAAAAUAUAUACCAUAAUAAACAAAUAUAAUUAAAAAAAAUAUAUAAUGUAAAUGCAAUUAUUUUACCAAAAUAUGAUAUAUAUAUAUAUUGUUGACAAAGCAACACUAUUAACCGAACUCCGCUCAGAAUCUUUUUUUCAUUGAAAAUGGUUAAUCGUUGUAUACAUUAAAUUUCCCCUCUACUCCCUUCCCAGCUACUCAUCUACAACAUUGGGUUACCCAUGUACGAAGUAUGUCAAUCUUUUCUCAGUCUAUAAAUAUCUUUUACAAGAAAUCUUGCUCCAAUCCUAAACUUUAUAGGACAUUUUUUAUAGCAUAUUUUGUCUAGUUAAUGCAUUGAGGAUGCCAAUUUUUUAUUUUUCUUAUAAUUUUCUUAAUAAUUGAUUAAAACAAACAAUUUUCGUUCAAUUUUGCUUCUAAAACGGUGGUUUACAAUCAGCUGUAUUGGCCUUUUUUAAUUGCUUAUAUUUAAAUUAAUAGUGAUGAUAAUACAAUUUUACGAAUUUGUAUUAAAACUAUUUGUAUUGCCUUUAAGCGUUACAACCGGUCCGACUGAUCACAGGUCUGAUAUUCGGUGCCUUUGCAUCAUCAAAUAAAGGUGCACUAAGAAAGUAUUUUUCGUAAUUUUAAUUUUAAAGUGUGAAAAUGGCCAAAAAAUUUAAUUUUAAAUGAAAAACUGACUGACUCACUCACUCGCAUUUAUCAACGUACAGCCUAAACCGUUGGGGCUACUUGACAUUACUUAACAUUUUUAUCAUGAGCAUCUACUAGAGAAAUUUUUUUUUUAAAUUUAACUACUAAAGGGGUAAAAUACAGGAUGAAAGUGUGGAUAAAAAUUUGCUAUUUUUGAAGUUAAAUUCAUAGAAAUGAACCAACUAAACCAAUGGACGGACACAAAAAUGUUGUUUAUGUUAAGAAUUUUAAUAUGUUUUUAAAACCAAAAAUAUCACUAAUAUUAUGUUUGCUACUCCUUUAUACUUAGGAGUAAUUUCUACUUGCUUCCUUGUCCAUAUAACCAUAAACCAAAUUAACUAAUAAUAAUCAUUUUUCAUUUUUGUUACCAAAGUAACCUAAAAUCAACAAAAGUAAUACAAAUUUCGUUCCAAAAACACCAAAUACCUGUCUGUGUCAGUUACUCUUUAGUGGUUGAAUUUCGAAAAUCUGACUUUAAGCUAUAUGUAUACGGACUUGUUCAUUCGUUUUUAUGUGUACACUUUUGAAUCUUCGCGAGCGAUAAUUUCGAUUGUAGACCACACAUAGGCAAUUAAAAUUUAAAGAACUUGCUUUUCUUAAAAAUCUAUAUUAAUAGAUUUAACCUAUCGAUGCGUCUUGAUUAUUUCCACGUUAUGAUGUCUACAUCAUGCAAUAUAAUAAAUAUAGGACGCUGGCCGUGCUUUUGUCGCUGCAACCUAGUGCCGUGACAGUCAGUGGCGGUUCGGACGGAGAAGAUAGCACGUUCAAGACGGUAACGGCGCUCAUAAAGGACAUACCCGAACCGUGGGCGUCCCUAGACGAAAUCCAGGCCAAGUACCCGGUCAUGUACUCGGAGUCACUAAAUACCGUCUUGCUCCAGGAGUUGACCCGGUACAACCGUCUGUUAAAAGCUAUAUCAGACUCGUUGCGUAACUUGCUCAAGGGCCUUAAAGGGUUAGUUGUAUUAACCAAGGAUCUCGAGCAAAUGACCGAUCAGAUAGCGUCCAAUCAAAUACCAACGAUGUGGUCCAAAAAGGGAUAUCCUUCCUUGAAACCACUGGGUAAGUACAUGUCUUAUAUUUUCAUUACCAAAUAACUGCUGGUAGUUUCGCAAUUCAAUAUCCUAAUUUAAGCUCUCCAUCUACCAUAAUAUAAUUAUCAAUGAGGUCUACGCAUAAUGUUUUAGGUGCAUGGGUGACAGAUUUACGGGUUCGCGUUUCGUUUUUAAAUAACUGGAUCAGAGAUGGCAUACCCGCGAGUUUUUGGAUAUCCGGGUUCUUCUUCCCCCAAGCAUUCCUCACUGGUUGUUUGCAAAAUUUUGCACGGCAAAAUACUAUUUCAAUCGAUACCAUUCAAUACGGGUUCAAGGUAUUAGAUAAAAAAUAUAACAAGCGACCAGCUUAUGGAUGUAUUAUCCACGGUCUAUUUUUGGAAGGAUGUCGUUGGAAUGAACAACUUCAUUCAUUGGAAGAAUCCAAACCUAAAAUACUCUACUCAGGUUCCUAAUAGUAAUCUAUUUAAAAUCGAUACUUGAUAGGUACUCUCAUGUACCUAUCAUAAUAUUUUCAUCGUUGUGUAAUAACUAAUCAAUAUUAAUGUAAAAUUUUUGCUUUUCUUCCGCAUCGUUUUGAAUGUGACUUUCAAUUAUUCUGUAUUAUAUAUUUCAGAAAUGCCUCCCAUUUGGUUAAUACCCGAGCAAAAUCACAGAUUCAAAGAUGGUAUGUAUUUGUGUCCAGUGUAUAAGACAUUGACCAGAGCCGGUACUUUGUCGACGACGGGUCAUUCGACAAAUUUCGUUUUACCAAUAGAAGUGCCGAGUAAUCAGCCUCAAAGUCAUUGGAUAAAACGAGGUGUUGCUCUCAUCUGUGCUUUAGAUUAUUAA